UUGAAGGUUUGGUAUAAAAGACAGUGUUAUAAUAACAGCAUCCCAUCGCUCUGUGUACAGGUGACGAAUUUUAAUUUAAAAAGGGUUUUAAGUGGCGUGUUGGUUUUUGCAUGGUUUGUGUCAAAACCAGGACAUGAUAAUUAAGAUUUCAGCAGCUUUAUGCUGCUUGAUAGCAGCAAAUUAUGCUGCAAUAGCUCCCGGUCAGAAUGCUUAUCUUCCUCCAAAAGAUGGAUACAGAUAUGAGAAACCCUCAGUGCCAUUUCCUCCACCUCAACCUCCAAGACCUCCGUCUCCUCCAACUCAACCGCCAUACAGGCCACCAGUGCCAACUCAACCUCCUUACAGGCCACCAGCACCCACACAGCCCCCUUACAGGCCUCCAGCACCCACACAGCCCCAUUACAGGCCUCCAGCACCCACACAACCCCCUUAUAGACCUCCAGCACCAACUCAACCUCCUUAUAGACCACCAGCUCCCCCACAACCUCCCAGACCAACUUAUGGUCCGCCAACAUCACCACCGUACAGACCUCCAGCACCUCCAACUCAGCCUCCAUACAGACCCCCAGCUCCUCCAACUCAACCCCCUUACAGACCCCCAGCACCACCAACUCAACCUCCUUAUAGACCACCAUCGCCACCACAACCACCUAGACCAACCUAUGGUCCUCCAACAUCACCACCGUACCGACCUCCAGCACCUCCAACUCAACCCCCAUACCAACCUCCAUCAAGACCGCCACCAGCGACUGUACCUCCAAAGUUUAGACCAACUCCACCUCCACAACCACCAACCGGACCACAAUACUUGCCACCACAACGACCAGGACCUCCAACACCACCUCCUUACAGGCCUCCUUCUCCACCAAGUCCGCCUCCGUAUAGACCACCAUCACCACCAACACCACCUCCGUACAGGCCUCCGGCACCUCCAACUUCUCCACCUUAUCGACCUCCAUCUCCACCAAGUCCACCGACAUAUAGGCCUCCAACACCAACUUAUGGGCCACCAACACCUCCACCUUACAGACCUCCAUCUCCACCAAGUCCACCAACACCCCCACCUUACAGACCGCCGUCUCCACCAAGUCCACCAACACCUCCACCAUACAGACCAGGACCAUCACCAACACCGCCACCAUACAGACCAACUCCUGGACCUAGACCUUUGCCAGGACCAAGUCCUGGAGGAGAUGGAUCUGAAACCCACGAUCAUCAUCACCACAUGCCUGGAAUGCCUUUUGAUUUCAGUUAUGCUGUUAAAGAUGAUCACUACGGUAACGAUUACUCCCAUAAUGCCAUUAGUGACGGAGAUCAAACUAAAGGGGAAUACAGGAUACAACUACCUGAUGGUAGAACCCAAGUGGUUAAAUAUACAGCUGAUUGGGCAACUGGUUUCCAUGCCCAGAUAAGUUAUCAAGGACAACCAACUUAUCCACAAUAUCCGGGACGUCCUAGUGGUCCAGUCCCUAGUGGACCAUCAUACCCAAGUGGACCAUCAUACCCUAGUGGACCCAGCAGACCCAGCGUUCCUUCAUACCCUAGUGGUUCAAGCAGACCACCAUCAUUCCCAAGCGGACCCACUGGUUACCCCAGUGGCAGACCAACCGGACCUUCAUUCCCUAGCACACCUAGUAGACCUAGCACCCCAUCAUUCCCUAGUAGACCUAGCACUCCUUCUUUCCCCAGCACACCCAGCAGACCUAGCCCAUCAUUCCCUAGUACACCUAGCAGACCUAGCACCCCUUCGUUCCCUAGCCCUCCAAGUAGACCUCCUUCCUUCCCUAGUCCAUCCCCUGGUGGUUACCCCAGUGGACGACCUGCAGGUCCCUCGUUCCCAACCCCAAGUAAACCAUCGUUCCCUGGUACAAGUACGAACCAAAUCAACCAACAAUACGCUCCUGAUGGUGGAUACAAAUACUAAAUACGAUCAAGACACGACAAAUCCACACUGCCUUAACGAGUGUUCAAAUGAAUUCAAGUUGCAAUAGUUUUUAAUCGCUUUUUAGCAAAACUUGUGAUGCAAUUUUUUGUUACCCUUUGUACAGGCAAAUCUUAGAUUAAUGAUUGUAUAUUUUAGAGUUUCAUCUAUUUAUUUUAGUACUUAUUUUUUGAUGUGAAUACUCUGCAAAUCACUUGAAUGAAGAAUUUGCCUCUAGAUGCUAAACGUUUGUACGGUCAGUUAUACAGUAGUUUUUUCUAAAAUGUUUCUAUUUAUUCUUCGAUAUUGUAUCAUAUUGUAAAAUGUAUUAUAAAAUAAACUUAUUUUUAUACUGAUAA
Molecule: messenger RNA, 2280 nt
Organism: Tribolium castaneum (red flour beetle)
Lineage: Eukaryota; Metazoa; Arthropoda; Insecta; Coleoptera; Tenebrionidae
Exons: 4
Coding region: 134-1924 (596 amino acids)
Cellular component (GO): extracellular matrix
Source: RefSeq, a predicted model, not a curated record